Messenger RNA from Ogataea polymorpha, 2972 nucleotides. RefSeq lists its product as uncharacterized. NCBI's taxonomy places the organism in Eukaryota, Fungi, Ascomycota, Pichiomycetes, Pichiales, Pichiaceae. The record is from RefSeq and is a predicted model, not a curated record. Gene Ontology annotation, cellular component: cytoplasm. The coding region runs from base 2141 to 2890 and encodes 249 amino acids. The transcript has a single exon.
GAGAUAAAAAUAUAUUAAGGUUACGGAGCUUUAAUUACGGUACGGUAUCUCAGAAACUAGAAACGGAUUCUUUCGCAGUGCUUGUUGAAAUAACGCAGUAUCUAGUCGGAAGCUCUGAGUCCGCUAAUUCUCGCGAGUUUCGAAGAAGCUCUGAGUCUAGCUCCAAAGAAGUAGAAGACGUAGACCAGCACCACCACCAGCAGAGAAAUGAAGGCCAAAGUGGCCAUAGCCCAUUGUGCAGACAUAUCCUCAAACAUGGCAAUACCAGCGUGAGCUAGCGCAGCAGCAAUAGAAAAUGAAGGAAUGGUGAAUGCAGCAAUACCAGAGUUGCUCAAUCCUGCCUCCGAAUAGCUGUCGAUGAUAUAGUUCAACAUAGCGAGCCACAGCAAUGGAUCGGCAAUGGCCAGAACAAAUCCAGCCACGAUAGGCGACCAGUAGUUGACGCUUCCAUCACAUGUGAAGGCGAACCAAAAGAGCGAAAUAGGGAAUCCCCAAACAGUGACCAGAGAAAUCAGGAACCUGGCUUCUGGUCUCGGAACACCGCCGUUCUUCUUUCUGUCACGGCUAAACAGCCACGUCUGGAUUGGAACUAGACAAACCACGCACGCAGCACCCACAACGAAGUUCAGAUAAGUCACCUCAGCUCCCAUGUAUGAAAGAUUGUUGUUGUAAACGAAAACGGUGAAGAUACCAUCCAGGUACAGGAAAAGCAGACCAUAGGCAAAACCGUUGAAUAGACCAAGGAAGAUGAUGAUAGGCUCGGUGACCAUCAUUUUCAAGGCCAUGACAAACACGAACUUUAUUUCAUUGAUUGCGCUGACUUUUUCCACCACGAUGGUAGUGUUUGGAUCCUUUGGAUCGGCAACUUCAUUCAGGAAAUCUUGAUCCCUGCCAGUAAGUGUGUUGAAGAAGUAUUUGAACUCUCUGAUGAUUACAGGCGGCACGUCUUUACCUUCAACAGCCAUUCUUUCUGGAAUGACAAUUCUUGGCAACGUUUCUGGAACAAACAUCAGGCCGACAAAAAAGGCAGCACCAAUGAUGAUGUUGAUAAGGAACACCCAUUUGUAUCCCAAGCUCAGAUUUUCACCGAUGGCUUCUCCAACAACACCUCCAAUAGAUGGACCGGUGUUGGCGGAGAAAACAAACAGCGCCAUUGGUUGGGAGGCCAUAUCCGAGUUUCCAAACAGAUCUCCAAUGGUACCAGCAACGUUGGACAGAGCAGUAGAGCCGCAAAGUCCAAUGAUAAACAUGAAAAUGGCAAGCAUUGGCAUGUUUUUAGGAUAUGCACAGCCUGAAAUGUUAGUAAAACUGAGACAAACACAAACUUACCAAAGUUGAAGAUAACAUAAAGAAGGGUCGAAAACACAUAAACCCAUUUUCUACCUCCGAUAUCCGAAAGCGGACCCAGAAAUGCUGGUCCUAUUGCAGUGCCCAAAAUGAACAUCGACUGCCCCAGAGCCGAAACUUGGGUGCUGACACCAAAUCUUUCCUGCACCAAAAACUCAACAGCAACGUAACUUGUCGAGGUCAAAGUCACAUAAGUUUGCAGGGUACAGUAUAUGAUGGUGAUAAGAUACUUCUGCCAGACAGGCCAGUUGAAAGGAUGGUAUGGGUUGUCCAAAGUGAACAAAACAGAGGCCUCAACGGGGUCCUCUGUGAUGUUCCCCAGUUCCAGUCUUUUUUGUUCAGAGGUGAUAGAGGUAACUUGCUUUUCUGGCUCGGCGCCAGCAGUCUUCUCUUCUGAAGACUCGCGGGAGAACAUUGUAAGUCGAGUUUAUUCGCGACGUUAAAAUUUUUUAUAAAGCAGCCCGAUAAGACUUAUAGUGUACCAACCAAAACAAAACGGGCAUGCUUUGAAGCAGACAUACAGCACAUUGAUAAGAGUCACCGCUUAAUUUCUCUGGCAUUCAGGCGCGAUAAGAACCAGCAGCCAAAGCAGAUACCAACAACUGCCCGAGAAUAUCCCGCAGAUCAAAGGUGUUGGACCCUCUGCUUUUAAGAGUUCGAAAACUCGCCCGGGGCGGACUUUUUUUAUAUGCCGAAGGUGGCUUGGCUAUCUUGGUAAACGGCACCGAAAACAAUGCAACUUAAAUCGGAUUAAUAAAAUUUGACUCUUGCAGUCCAGGCGCGAAAAAUUGGUAUGUCUUCGCACAAGUCAGAUGUUCGGUCCAAUGUUUGGGCCCAGCUAAUCAAGGUCGCCCGUCCGGACUCGAGGUUCCAUUUCAACUUUGCCGAGUUUAUUGCGGAUUUUGAGGGCUCUUCUGAGGCCACCUCCAGAUUCAAAAGAGAGCCCUCAUACACUGAAUCCAAGGUGCUCUUCAUCACCCCGGACAAUUGUCUUGAAGAGCUCAGGUAUGAGGCUCUUAAAGAUGGCAAAACUGUGCUUAUGACCACAUACGGGAUCUAUAGAGGCUUUUGGAUGCUUGACCCUAGCAAAAUCGAUCCACAAAGAUACGAGUAUGCUUCAACCUUGGAUGGUAUGGAGAAAGUAGGCAAACAUAUGACGUUGAGACAACUAAUAGACAUGAAACUUCGUGUAGAUGUGAUGAUCACGGGAACUGGUGCGAUUAACAAAAAAGGUAUAAGAUUUGGCAAAGGACACGGAUUUUUUGAUUGUGAAUGGGCGAUGUUGUAUACUAUUGGUUGCAUCAGCAAAUCCACUCCGGCAGUUGCGUUUGUGCAUGAUUGUCAGCUUUUGGAACAAGAGCUUCAGCCUGAGAUCUUCGACACUGUCUGCGACAUUGUUGUCACGAACACCCAGACUAUAAAAGCGGACCCCGUUCCUAAGCCAUACUGCGGAAUCCUAUGGGAUCUACUAGACCCACAAAUGUAUGAGUCUAUUCCGCCAUUGCAGGAACUGAAGGCAAUGAAUCUUUCUGUUCCAAAAUAAAAGAACAAAAAUUCCCUAUUCAUUUUCCCCCUUAUAUAACUAUAUCCUUUUUGCAAUAAUGAAACCAUUAAUUGUGAGCAAC